This is a messenger RNA of Apus apus (common swift), 3985 nucleotides long. It is a transcript of the gene UCK1, whose product is annotated as uridine-cytidine kinase 1. Gene Ontology annotation, cellular component: cytosol; cytoplasm. Bases 196 to 918 code for a protein of 240 amino acids. Gene Ontology annotation, molecular function: kinase activity; ATP binding. The record is from RefSeq and is a predicted model, not a curated record. The transcript has 7 exons. Lineage: Eukaryota; Metazoa; Chordata; Aves; Apodiformes; Apodidae.
CACCCAGCUGAUGGAGGCAAACAACCCGAAGAGGAGGCUGAAGAGGACCAGUGACUGGGCCUUUCUGGAUGCCACGGUCGCCUGAGCCACGUCCCCACGGCUGAGCGCAGCACGGGUCUGGCACGGGAGGAGAAGGGGAGAGAAGAGCACCAGGAAGGGGACUCAAGACACCGGUCCACAGUGUGUGAGAAGAUCAUGGAGCUGCUGGGGCAGAACGAGGUGGAGCGGCGGCAGAGGAAGGUCCUGAUCCUCAGCCAGGACAGCUUCUACAAGGUGCUGACGCCCGAGCAGAAGGCCAAGGCGCUGAAGGGGCAGUACAACUUCGACCACCCGGAUGCUUUUGAUAACGAUUUGAUGCACACAACCCUGAAAAGUAUCGUUGAGGGGAAAACGGUGGAGGUGCCAACGUACGACUUUGUGACCCAUUCUCGGCUGGCAGAGACCACGGUGGUCUAUCCCGCUGACGUUGUCCUGUUUGAGGGGAUCCUGGUUUUCUACAACCAAGACAUCCGGGACAUGUUCCACCUCCGGCUCUUUGUGGACACGGACUCGGACGUCCGGCUGUCCCGCCGAGUUCUGCGAGAUAUGAAACGUGGGAGGGACCUUGAGCAGAUCCUCACCCAGUACACCACGUUUGUCAAGCCUGCCUUUGAGGAGUUCUGCCUGCCGACAAAGAAGUAUGCUGAUGUGAUCAUCCCCAGAGGAGUUGACAACAUGGUUGCCAUCAACCUCAUCGUGCAGCACAUCCAAGACAUCCUGAACGGGGACAUCUGCAAGUGGCAGCGCGGGGCGGUGAACGGGCACGUCCGGCCCUACAAGCGCCCGUUCCCGGAGCAGACGGAAAGCGGCGGCAGCGGCAGCAACGCGCUGGCGACCGGCAAGCGCUCCCACCUGGAGUCCAGCAGCCGCCCACACUAACUGACCUCCUGAAGGAUUUGCCUCUGGUCCAGACCAACACUGAAGACAGCUUGGGGAAAGAAGGACUUCAAGCAGAAUGGUUGGUGAAGUGCCCUUUAAAUCAUCCCAGCAGCGGAGGGGGAUACGGGUGUGAAACCUUGGGUGUGAAACUUCGGGUGUGAAACUUCUGGCAGAGGGAAGGGGAAGGAGCUGGGCUGCUGCCCCUCUCCCCUCCACACUCCCUCCCAUUUCUCCCAGUGUUGUCUGGAGUUGCUCUGUUACUCAGUGAACUGGUUAAAGGCAGUGCCACUUGCCUUUUUUGUAAUUUUCAAAAUGAGAUCUAAGGCUGAAGUCUCCCUUGAAAAUUAAGCGCUACCAGUGAUUAGCAAGCUAGCCCAGCUCCCUGAUGAUGAGCUUCCUUAGCAGGAAAAUUAGCUGCCUUUUUUUUUUUUUUUUUUUUCCCCUUCAAAAGACGAGUCUCUUCAUCCAAGACUAGCUCACACCUUGCUCAUGUAACCAAGCAGGUGCAGUCCUUGCUCUUCUCCACCUUGAUGGGACCUUGAGUUCUGGCAUCGCUCUCCUGCUGCUCAGCCUCCUUUGUCAGGUGUAGCAGCACGUGGGGCAGGCUUGGCCUGCAGAGGAAUUUCCCCCCCGGAGACAGAGAUGAAACAGAGAGUGUCUGAGGCAAAUGGGAACUUGCAGUUCAGGGGAGGCCAGGCCCAAGAUCUUGUGUGAGUCUGGUGCCUAAUUUAGUCCUUUCUAAGCACCUGAACCUUGCUACGCUGUGUGAUUAAUUUUUGUGCCCAGUCUUUACCAGAGUUUUCCAAUAUGUGAGCUCCAGCUGGAUUGAGUUGCUCAUGGAAAUGGAAACCUGACCUUGUCAGUAUGUGUGUCUUCUAGGGUGUUUCUCUACUGCUGGUUGCAGAUUCUGCUGGUCAGAAUCCAUCCACUUUCAGAGCGGGGGGAGCUGUGAAGUGCCAGACCCUCCUCCUGGUGGCACAGGCAGCUCUGGACAUGCCUCUGCCCUCAGACAGGGUGAAAGUCUUUGCCUUGCACUCAGGCAGUUUAAACAAGAAUGUCUGGCUUUCUAAAAGAGCUGACAAGAGGCUGGAAGUAUCAACAGUCUGAUCCCAGUUUCUUGAUUUACCCCAGAUAAGUGAUAUGCAACAAUAUAAAGUUUAUGAAGUGCUGGUUGGGCCUUUGAAAAUGUCCUUGUGAGUCUGGACUUUUACAGUGUCAUUUUAAGAAAGGGGGGGGGCAAGAAAUAUUAAGGGGAAUGUUUUCAUAUUUGCUAGUUUUCUGAAAAACAGGGCCUGGCUGUGUUGGGGGGUGUGUGUGUGUGGAGGGGUGUGUGUGUGUGUGUUCUUUGGCUAAUUAACAACUGAAAAACAGUGAGCAGAAAUGACUGUUUUAUAUGAGGUAUUUGUGCUACUUGCACUGCAGCGGCAGAAAGGGACAGGAAGGAACAAGUCUGGAGAUGCCCUUAUACUCAGUCCUUUCUUCCCUUGGCUCAGCGUUGUUGGCUGAGCUUUGGUAACGGCUGCUUCAGGAAAAGGAGAAAAACAAACAACACUUCAAAAAAAUGCAGUCUGCACUUUCAGCCCCGUAGUCUUUUCAACACUGGAAAUCAGUCGAUGUUUGUUACCCAGCUGUGAUCUCCCAGGUCAGGGGUACGUCUGUCCUGCUGAGGAGAAAGCAGCUCAUUUCCCAGCUGCUGCUGGGUGCUGCUCAGCUCAGGGUGCCAAACUUAGAGCAUGAGCUACCGCAGUGAAGCAUGAGCUACCGGGGCUGAUGAAGGAGGAGGAAAAUAGUCACUAAAACCUGCUUUGAAUGACUGUGGUGUUUGAUCAUCCCUUCCUCUGGGGGGCGGGGAGGGAGCUCAAGGCAGCCUGGAAUAGCAUCUGUUAGAGCAGUUAGCAGCACCCUGUCUGGCUAGGGUCAGCUUGAAGCUGGAUUGCAAGAUCCUGCUGCUGCAGCCACAUGGAAAAAUAAAUCAGUCAGUGGUGUAGGUACUGCAGCCCCUAACACCUGUACAGAGCUGUUAUAAAUUCCCUGCUGAGCAAUCCCAGGUGCCUCUGGCACCUUCUAUCCUGUGAGCUCCUCUGCUGGUGCAGGCCAGGGCAUGGCCUGAGUCACUGUUCUUACCCUGAGGCCGUGGGUGCAGGUUUGAGCAGGUUUCCUUGUCAGCCUGAUCAUUUCUGCCUCACUUAGAGCUCGUCUUGGGAUGAGGCUUGAGGGGUAAUCCUGCAGCCCAGGAGCAGGAACACGAGGCCAGGGGACUCUUCUGGCUUUGGCUGACUUCUUGGCCUGCCUGGAGCUUUGUUUAUAGCUUAUUUAGCUGUAACAGCAUUUUUUUGUAAUGCCUCUGUUUUAUUUUUGCCUAGCUUCAUAAAAAUGAUGGUUAUGCCAAAUGAUUAUCCACAGAUAACAGUACCGAGUCGUUAUGUUAUGCAAAAUGGACUAUUUAUAAACUUGGCUUAAUGCUGUAAUUAAUGAACCAGGGAUGAUGAUAGCAGAGCAUUGACUUGGGGGAGGGGCAGAGAAUGCUCUGAUGGGGGAUACAGCCAUGGGAUGAUGCUGAAGACUGCAGGGCCAGUUAUUGACAGCUAAAUAUGUGUCAGUUUUGGGGCUGGGAAAACCAGGAAUAACAAAGGAAAAAGGAUGCAGUAUGUUGGAGAGUAUCUGUUCACAGUGACUUGCUGUAACCUGGAAUUGCAGACCAAGGUGCUAGGGAACAUAAACAUAAAUAUAGUGCAACAAGAGUGUGAGAAGGAAGAGACCAUCAUCACCAGGGAGGAGGAAGAAGGAGCCCUUGGAGCCUGAUCCUCCCAGCAAGGGUCCUGGGAUGCUGCUGGACUGAAGUCAGCAACCUCCCAACCCCGAGGGGCAGUGGGAGGGUGAAUGUAACAGGGGCAGAGACUGGGAAUUGUGCUCCUAGCAGCUCUAGCACUGUUGAGACCUCUCUCUUUUUUGGUAACAAUAUUCUUUUCUUUUUCUGUAAUAAUUAGAUCUGGACUACUAUCCCUUAUUUGAUCAGACUGUUCAGAUUUCCAUGAUACUAACAAUAAACUCUUGGCUUUGCAUAGAA